AUGUCAUUUGCCUUCCCACUUACAAGACGCCAACAGGCCACAAUGACUAUUAACCCCUUCCUCUUUGACAUUGUGCCUCCCGUCCCCAAGAAUUCUAGCGCUGCAGCAUUGACAGAAGUAUGUAAUACAAUGUCUACCGUAUUGAAUCAAACGUUGGCUAAUUGCCAAACAGCCGCAAAGAAAGGUACUGCUGCAUGCAAUAAACUCAACGGCACUCCUAUAAAUCAAGAUGCCGUCGACAAGCACGCCCAACAAUGUGAGGCUCAUGGAAUAAGUAAUGGUGCCUUCAACGCCAAUAUCUUCGGUAAUGCUUUACUAUCUGUUGCCCAGACAGGAAACAGUUUUGCCGUCGGCAAUCAAACCUUUCAAUCUUUAUCCGAUGCGGUAAUCGGCGCGUGUAAGGAACAACGACAACGAAAUCUUGCAACGCUUGACGAUUGCCAAAAUAAUCCUGCUAAUGCUGCGAAAUGCCAAAAGUUGGAUGGAACAAUGGUUACUAGAAAAGAAAUCAACUUGCAUAACAGU
Molecule: messenger RNA, 525 nt
Organism: Ambispora leptoticha
Lineage: Eukaryota; Fungi; Glomeromycota; Glomeromycetes; Archaeosporales; Ambisporaceae
Source: the annotation of a GenBank genome assembly